Molecule: messenger RNA, 1680 nt
Organism: Eublepharis macularius
Lineage: Eukaryota; Metazoa; Chordata; Lepidosauria; Squamata; Eublepharidae
Gene: GRK1
Product: G protein-coupled receptor kinase 1
Exons: 7
Coding region: 1-1680 (559 amino acids)
Biological process (GO): regulation of signal transduction; signal transduction; protein phosphorylation
Cellular component (GO): cytoplasm
Molecular function (GO): ATP binding; G protein-coupled receptor kinase activity
Source: RefSeq, a predicted model, not a curated record
AUGGACAUUGGCGGUCUAGAGACGAUGGUGGCCAACACGGCCUAUGUGUCUGCCCGUGGGGAACUUGGGCCAACUUCUGGGCGGGACAGGCGGUUCCGGGCUAGGCUGAAGCUGCCGCACAUCAACCACUGUGAACACCUGAAGGAUUCCUUGGACCUGGAUUUCGACUACAUCUGCGUGAGGCAGCCCAUCGGCAAGAAGCUAUUCCAACAAUUUCUUGAGGAGACAGAUGAGUUCAGGCCAUCUGCUGGCCUGUGGUCAGACAUGGAGAACUAUAGCAGGGUGGACGAGUCCGAGAGGCCCCCAAACUCCCAGCAAACCAUCAACAAAUACUUUGACUCGGCCUCCAAGGAGUUCUGCUCUUUCCUCGAGGAGAAGGCUAUCAUGAGGGUGAAGGAGGACGCCAAACACGGACACAUCGACCUCUUCAAAGAGUCCGAGCAGCACUUGCUGAAGUUCCUGGAGCAGGAGGCCUUUGGCAAGUACAAAGAGAGCCUCUACUUCUGCCGCUUCCUCCAGUUCAAGUGGCUCGAGUCCCAGCACGUGUCAGAGGACUGGUUCCUGGACUUCCGGGUACUGGGGAAAGGGGGUUUCGGGGAGGUGUGCGCCUGCCAGAUGCGGGCCACAGGCAAGAUGUACGCCAACAAGCGCCUCAACAAGAAGCGACUCAAGAAGCGGCAGGGCUACGAGGGGGCGAUUAUGGAGCAGAGAAUCUUGGCCAAAGUCCACAGCCGCUUCAUCGUCACUUUGGCCUAUGCCUUCCAGACCAAGCACGAUCUCUGCCUCGUCAUGACGCUGAUGAACGGAGGAGACCUCAGGUACCAUAUAUAUAACGUGGAUGAAAAUAACCCUGGCUUUGAGGAAUCCCGGGCGAUCUUCUACACGGCCCAGAUUAUUUGUGGCCUGGAGCAUCUUCACCAAAACCGCAUCGUCUACCGGGACCUCAAGCCAGAGAACGUCUUGCUGGAUGAUGCAGGACAUGUUCGAAUUUCGGAUUUAGGCUUGGCAACAGAAAUACCAGAAGGGCAAGAGAAGACCAAAGGGUUUGCAGGCACACCGGGAUUUAUGGCUCCAGAGAUGCUGAAGGGGGAAGAGUAUGACUCCAGCGUGGACUACUUUACUUUGGGAGUGACUCUCUUUGAAAUGAUCGCAGCGAAAGGACCUUUCCGGAGCAGGGGGGAGAAGAUAGAGAACAAAGAGGUGACACGCCGCAUCCUGCACGACCCCCCACUAUACACUGAGAAAUUCAGUGCCGAGUGCAAAUCCUGCUGUGAGGGGCUGUUGGCCAAGGACCCCGCUAAGCGCCUGGUCUUCAAAAACAACACCUGUAAUGAACUUAAGAGCCACAUCCUCUUCAAAAAAAUGAACUGGAGCCGACUUGAGGCAGGUUUGCUGGACCCGCCCUUUGUGCCAGACCCCAAGGUGGUCUACGCCAAGGACAUUAGUGACGUGGGUGCCUUCUCCACGGUGAAGGGCGUCGUGCUGGAGGACGCAGACAAGGCGUUCUACGAAGAAUUCUCCACGGGGAACGUCCCCAUCCCCUGGCAGGAGGAAAUGGUCGAAAUGGGGAUCUUUGAGGAGCUGAAUGUCUGGGGCCCCAAAGGCUCCGUCCCACAGGAUCUGGACCGCAGUGGAGUUCCCGGCGGUGCCGCCAAGUCGGGGACAUGCAGCGUCUGCUGA